Rubroshorea leprosula is the source of this 970-nucleotide messenger RNA. The record is from the annotation of a GenBank genome assembly. NCBI's taxonomy places the organism in Eukaryota, Viridiplantae, Streptophyta, Magnoliopsida, Malvales, Dipterocarpaceae.
GUGUUUCGUGCAACACAAUCGAAAUUUGAGAUGCUCAAUAAAAUUAUCAUCCAAAAGUAAUCACUUCCCAUGUUGUGUAGUCUACAGUUGUUUCAAUCCGUCCAUUUUGGUGGAAUUUACAGUUUGAGAUUGCGGAGACCUGGCAUUGUUGGCGGUGGAGUUCAUCUGAGAUCGUUAAGUGAAGAAAACAAUGAUCUGGGUGGUGACCAAGGUGAGGUUUUAGGCCUGGAUUUGGAGUCUCUGAAGAUUUUGUUGAAGCGAGGAGUCUUUAUUGGGGCAAUGCUUUAUUGUCUUUUGGUUUUCGUGUGCAAGAGAGUGCUCGCGAUGGAGGGAGUGGUGAAUGCAGGGUACGUAGUGAUUGAGCAAUGGGCAUUGUUGUUGAGGAAUGCGUGGCCUAAGGUUUCUAUGGUUCUUAAGAUUUUCAAAGAGCAAGGUGUGAUUUUGACUACACUUUUAGGUCUAUCUGCAUUAUUCUCAAUGCCAGAAAGUUCUAUAACUACACUUUGGCCAUGGAAGAUGGUAAACUUAGAAGAUGUGGUUGAGGAGAUUAUUGGAGAAAUCUUUGAUGAAAAUGAUUCAAAGAAGGAGAUCCAGAAGAAAAUUGGCUAUAUUGUAAUGAGAGUAGAGGGAGUAUAUGAUGUUGAUGCCAAUUCAUCUAUUUAUUUGCCAUCUGAGGACUUGAAUAUCAAAAUGCCAGAGGAACAUCAGUAUGAGACAGUAUCUGGUUUUUUAUGCGAAGGAUUUGGAUACAUCCCUAGAGCUAGUGAGAGCAUCAUAGUUGUCCUCAAAAGGGAUAAUCAAGAUGAUGAUGAUGAUAAGCACGAUGAAGAUGGAUCCAAUCAUCGAGAUGUGAAGGCAUCAAAUAUAUAGACUUGAGGUAGGGUAAAAGUCCAACCCAGAGUCCCCAACGUUCAGCCUCUUCCCGCACAUCUCCGCCAGUGUAGUCUUAUGCCGGAUUUCAUCGGAGUUA